CUGAGGCAGGAGAAUCACUUGAACCCUGGAGGCAGAAGUUGUGGUGAGCCGAGAUCAUGUCACUGCACUCCAGCCUGGGUGACAGAGUGAGACUCCAUCUCAAGAAAAAGAAUCAGAGAGGACCUGGGUCUACCUCCCAACUCCACCCCCUCACAAGUAUGACCUGGUGCAGCUGAAUCCCAGCCUCCUUUUCAUUCUUAAAGCCACCUCUCUAUGUUCCAGAGCCUCUGAGUUGUCUUCCCUCCCAGGCCUGCCGCUCACUAAUAAGUUCCUGAAGCAGCUGUGGCUGUUCCAGUUGGGGGCCAGGCUGAGGGAGGUGCCCCAACCAAGCCCACCAUCCAGGGCUGGCAGCUGGUGGUGGGCAGGAUGUGUCCUCUAGCAGCCCAAGGGAUGGAGGGAUGGGCUUAACCUGCCCACAGCCCCAGGUUAUGGUGGGAGCAGCAGGUUCCCCUCCUGACCAGUCUGGCAAGUCAGUUUUGUUGGCCCGUGAGUCACAGAGUCACACUAGCACUGAGUCAGGUUUUUCCCUUCUUCGUGCCCAGAGCAGCUGGGGAGGGAGUGGGGGGUCUCUUAGGAAACAGGACCACCUCCCUCUGCUCUCCCACUUAUCCCCUUGCCUUGGAGCUGCUCAUUUUCUAUCCGGAGGGCUAUGGCUCGACCCUGGAGAAAGAGGUCUUCAUGUCCCCACCAAAGAGGGUAUCUGGUCACUGGCCAUACUGGGCAGGAAAGACCAGGCCCCAGGCUGAGUUUAGUCAGGAGGUAAGGGAAGGAGAGAAAGGUAGCAGUCCUGGGCUGUCUGACUCCUUUCUACAAAGGGAUUAUCCUGUGGGCAGGACAGCAGGGUUUCCCCAAACAGAGUGUCCUCUGAGCCAUCUCCUUCUUGCCUUUUGACCAGCCUGGCUAUAAGGGCUGUCCAUACGGUCAGCCUCAGGCAGGCAUAGGGUUCUCCUCCAGCUCCCUGCCAGACCCUCCAGAGGCCUCAUUAAACCCAGCCAAAGCAGCCAGCCUGCUGGGCAACCUGGUUCUAGAUCAGCACUUUUCGGCCCUGGCCUUAUGUUGGAAUCACCUAGAGAGCUUUUAAACCUCUCUGCUGUUCCCAGACUCCAGAGCAAGGAAGUCAGAAUCCCAUGGGGCAGGCCCCAGGCAACCAGGUUUUUGGUAAACCCCGCUGGAUUGCCUCUCAAGAGCCUGCUCUCCUGGAGGUGACAGUGAAGUUGCAAGGACAGCACAACACCCAAGGAACAGUCACGCUGGAGUGUGAUGUGGACCCCGAGGGUCAGAAGAGACAUGGGGAGAGAUGGGUGCCUGGUGGGAAGAGGGCUUCAGUCCUGCAUCCUGACCAGGCAUGGCUUGGGAAGCAAACCAGGGAGGAUGCCGGCCUGACAGUGCUGGACGCAAUGAGCCCCUGAAGAAAGAACGGCUGAAGUGGAAGAGCGACUACCCCAUGACUGACGGGCAGCUGCGGAGCAAACGGGAUGAGUUCUGGGACACAGCACCUGCCUUCGAGGGUCGAAAGGAGAUCUGGGAUGCCCUCAAGGCCGCCGCCUACGCUGCCGAGGCCAAUGACCAUGAGCUGGCCCAGGCCAUCCUGGAUGGAGCCAGCAUCACCCUGCCUCAUGGCACCCUCUGUGAAUGCUACGACGAGCUGGGCAAUCGCUACCAGCUGCCCAUCUAUUGUCUGUCACCACCUGUGAACCUGCUGCUGGAACACACGGAGGAGGAGACCCUGGAGCCCCCCGAGCCCCCACCCAGCAUGCGCCGCGAGUUCCCGCUGAAGGUGCGCCUGUCCACGGGCAAGGACGUGAGGCUCAGCGCCAGCCUGCCUGACACAGUGGGGCAGCUCAAGAGGCAGCUGCAUGCCCAGGAGGGCAUCGAGCCGUCGUGGCAGCGGUGGUUCUUCUCCGGGAAGCUGCUUACAGACCGCACACGGCUCCAGGAGACCAAGAUCCAGAAAGAUUUUGUCAUCCAGGUCAUCAUCAACCAACCCCCACCGCCCCAGGACUGAUGGGCCCACGGACCCCUGGAAAGAGGCCCUGCCUGGAGCACUCGGCCCCCACCCUGCUGCUGCCUUCCAGUGCUGUCAUUUUCUUCAGGGGCCCUCCGCUCGGUGUGGCUGGUGGGUGAGCAGUGAAGGGACCCUGCCUUUCAGGGCACUGUGUGCCACCAGUGCCCGGUACGCAGGGAGCAGGCGGCCACACUUGGGCCUUGCAACCUUGUCAGAGAAAAGGUGAAUGGGGCCCUCGCCCUGCCUCCCCUCUGCAGCAGGUUCGAGCCACGAGGGCUAGCCUGGAGGCCUCUGGAGCCCAGAUCUAUCAUCUGGUGCUGCCGGCUGUGCUCACUCCGGUUUUCUGCUCAGGGUCUGAAACAGCUGCUGUCUCCCUCGUCUGCCCCCUUCCCCUGGCUCUCCCCUGGGCACAGUGCCACUCCCUGGGAAGGGAGGGAACCACCCGUGAGCCCCAGGGCUCGGGAAGCCUGAGGCAGGCUUCUGCCUCUCCGUGCCCCCAGCACAAUUGGCAGAGAUGAGGCAGGUGGUGGACGGCUGGACUGUCGUGGCAGGGGUCUGCACAGUGUCAUGUCCUAGCUGUAACCCAGGCAGUGGGAGGUCUGCAGCCUGGUCACGGCCCCCACAGCAGGUCCCUGUGGACAGACAUAUCUGCAUAUUUAUCAAUAAAGCCUUUUGCUCC
Molecule: messenger RNA, 2684 nt
Organism: Callithrix jacchus (white-tufted-ear marmoset)
Lineage: Eukaryota; Metazoa; Chordata; Mammalia; Primates; Cebidae
Source: RefSeq, a predicted model, not a curated record